AUGCCAUUUAACAUGGUUUGUGCAUCUGAGAUGUUUGAAUACCUCCAUCUUAUCCUCCUUUCUUUUCUCUCUCCCUCUUUCCAUAGGGACCUGAUGCCUAAAACCCUGGAGGGCCAGAUCACCAUGGAGAAAACACCAAGCUACUUUGUGACCCGCGAGGCUCCGGCCCGGAUCUACGCCAUGUCCCGCAACACCAAGCUGAUCGUGGUGGUCCGGGACCCCGUCACACGAGCCAUCUCUGACUACACGCAGACACUGUCCAAGAAGCUUGACAUUCCUACUUUUGAGAGCCUGACGUUCAAAAACAGGACUACAGGGUUGAUCGACACCUCGUGGAGCGCCAUUCAGAUCGGCAUCUACGCCAAACACCUGGACAACUGGCUGCAGUUCUUCCCCAUGAGCCAGAUCCUGUUCGUGAGCGGAGAGCGGCUGAUCAGUGACCCGGCCGGAGAGCUGGGCCGCGUGCAGGACUUUUUGGGGCUCAAGAGGAUCAUCACAGACAAACACUUCUACUUCAACCAGACCAAGGGCUUCCCUUGUCUCAAAAAGGCAGAGGGCAGCAGCAAGCCCCAUUGCCUGGGUAAAACCAAAGGGCGGACCCAUCCAAACAUUGACCCUCAGGUCGUGCAGAGACUUAGAGACUUCUACAGGCCUUUCAACAUGAAGUUCUACCAGAUGACUGGGCAUAACUUUGGUUGGGAUUAAACGUGAAUGGAGGACUUGUUGUUUUCUUUCUUUUUCUGUGUAUUUGAAAUGGCAAAAAGACAUUGAGAUGAUUGCUAUAUAUAUAUAUGUAAAAUGUACAG
Sinocyclocheilus anshuiensis is the source of this 806-nucleotide messenger RNA. Its product is annotated as heparan sulfate glucosamine 3-O-sulfotransferase 3B1-like. The transcript has 2 exons. NCBI's taxonomy places the organism in Eukaryota, Metazoa, Chordata, Actinopteri, Cypriniformes, Cyprinidae. Gene Ontology annotation, molecular function: [heparan sulfate]-glucosamine 3-sulfotransferase activity. Bases 1 to 705 code for a protein of 234 amino acids. The record is from RefSeq and is a predicted model, not a curated record.